Magnolia sinica is the source of this 3440-nucleotide messenger RNA. Its product is annotated as pentatricopeptide repeat-containing protein At5g50990. Lineage: Eukaryota; Viridiplantae; Streptophyta; Magnoliopsida; Magnoliales; Magnoliaceae. Bases 602 to 2341 code for a protein of 579 amino acids. Gene Ontology annotation, biological process: RNA modification. The transcript has 2 exons. Gene Ontology annotation, molecular function: RNA binding; zinc ion binding; protein binding. The record is from RefSeq and is a predicted model, not a curated record.
UUGGAGGGAUCCACCGAGGUACGUGGGACCCUAACUGUGGGGCGAAUCUUGACGUAUGUGACUAAAUCCAUGCCGUCCAUCUAUAUUGAAAACUCAUUUCAGGGUAUGAUUCAAAUCUCACAUGCACCAUAAGAAACAAUAGUAACUGACCAUUAAAAACUUCCAGCGGUUGUGGGCCAUAAAAGCUUUGGAUCAAGUUGAUAUUUGUGUGGCCUCCCUGAAGUUUUUAAUGGUGGGGAUUCAAUCCCAUCUGUUUCCUGUGGUGUGGUCCAACUAAGAUUUGGGCAUUCUUCAUUAUUGGGAUCAUGCACUAAAAUGAGCUUUGAAAAUGGUUGGACGGUGUGGAUUGAAGGCACACACAUCACUGUGAGCCCCACAGUCAGGGGUCACCCACCCCGGUGGAUCCGGUGUCUCACCUGAUGGGUGGCUUGGAUAUUUCACCUACCUCACAUGUUGGCACGUGUGGUGGCUUGUAGUCUCCCUUAAUAUUCAACUCCACGCCCUCAGGUCUGAUAUCCUCUUUCAGCAAAUGCUACCUUGCGAGGUAGGCGCAUUUCUGUUAUCCUUCACCCCAAGAAUACUUUCAUAGUUCCAUUCACGUAUGUAUGUUAGACAUUCGUCACGUUCAUUCCGCUACUUCAUUUACCAAACAACAACAAAACCGUUGAACUGUUCGACGAAAUGCCUCAGAGAGAUCUCUUCCCUUUCCCAAACCCAACCUUUUCUAUUCAGUUCCAUCAUCCGAGCGUCCACCGAAAAGGGUUCCCCUCAAAAGGCCCUUCUCGAUUACAAAACCAUCCUCCUUUCUGGACUUCUCCAACCCAAUCUCCGAACGCUUGCUUCUGUUCUCGAAUCCUGCAAGAUCUCGCUGAACCUCGAAAUGGCGAUCGAGACUCAUGCAAGGAUUAUAAAAUCUGGGUACGAAUUGCAUCCUUCUCUGUCAUCUCCCCUGAUAGCUGUUUAUCUUGCUUAUGAUCGUCUCAUGGAUGCACAUCGGAUGUUUGAUGAAAUGCCGGAAUGGGGUUUCGAUGUCAUUUCUGCUAAUUUACUGAUCGCUGGUUAUUUGAAAAUUGGAGAUUUCGAAAAUGCAAAUCGUGUCUUUAACAAAAUGCCGAAUAGAGAUGUCGUCUCGUGGAAUUCAAUAAUUGGGGGGUGUGUCAGGAAUGCCCGCCCGAAGGAGGCAAUAAGCUUGUUCCGGCGGAUGCUUAAUUUGGGUUUUGAACCGGAUGGGUUCACGUUCUCAUCUGUUUUUUCUGCGUGUGCUCGAGUCGGGGCUCUUAAUCAUGGUGAGUGGGCUCAUGGUUUAAUGAUUGAGAAAGAAAUUGAGCUUAAUUUCAUACUAAGUUCGGCACUGAUAGAUAUGUACUCGAAAUGUGGGAGAAUCAAAACUGCUAUGGAAGUAUUCGAUGUCGCACGAAGGGACGAUGUAUCCAUUUGGAAUUCAAUGAUUACGGGGCUUGCAAUUCACGGGCUUGGUUCAGACGUGAUUGCAAUAUUCUCUCGAAUGAAUGGUGAAAAUAUCACACCUGAUUCUGUCACCUUCGUUGGGGUCUUAACCGCAUGUAGCCAUUGUGGUCUGGUUGAAAUGGGCCGCCAUUAUUUCAAUCUGAUGAAGAGUGAUUACUCGAUUGAGCCGCAGCUCGAGCAUUACGGAGCAAUGGUCGAUCUGCUGGGCCGCUCUGGGCUGUUAGAAGAAGCUCACAGGAUGAUAAGGGCAAUGCCAAUAGAACCUGAUAUUGUUAUUUGGAGGUCAUUGCUAAGUGCCUGUAGAACUUAUGGAAGGCCCGAUUUGGGUGAGGUUGUGAUCGAACGGAUGACACAAUGUGGUAGUGGUGACUAUGUCUUGCUAUCAAACAUCUACUCCUCUGCAAAUAGAUGGGAUUGCGCGGAGAGAGUGAGGGAGUUGAUGAAAAGGAGAGGAGUUCAGAAGAACCGUGGAUUGAGUUGGGUCGAGACAGGAGGAGCCAUUCAUGAGUUUAAGGCAGGGGAUCGAUCGCACAUGGAAUCUGAUGCGAUUUAUAGAGUGUUGGACGGUUUGAUGGUCCGGAUUAAGGCGGAAGGGUUCGUGCCCUUGACAGGAUUGGUUUUGAUGGAUGUGUCUGAGGAGGAAAAAGAGGGAAAUUUGAAUAGUCAUAGUGAGAAGCUGGCGCUUGCCUUUGCAGUACUGAGGACGGGCCCCAGAUCUGAAAUCCGGGUCUCGAAGAACCUUCGGACGUGCUGCGAUUGCCAUUGUUGGAUGAAGAUGGUUUCAAGAAUGCUUUGUAGGGUGAUAAUCGUGAGGGAUCGAAUCAGAUUCCAUCGGUUUGAAAAUGGACUGUGUUCUUGCACAGACUACUGGUAGCAAGAGAUGCUAUGGAUACUCAGCCAGCACAGUCCAGAUCUCAAGCACCCUGUGUGUGCCAGUUCCUAGCUGUUCAUAAGCUGCGGUGCACUUGGUGUCUGCCAUGGACCAAAAAUCAGGCCGAUCUAGUCAUCAGGUGGACCACAAAUGUAUCUUGAAUGCAGGCUAUUGGUUGGUUGAUUCUUUUAAUAAUCUAUUCUUUCAUAGAUGUGUGGCCUGCUAAAGGCCGGAUGGGACUGAUUCUUGGACCAUGAUGCAUACACAGCAGGGUCCACCAGGUGAAUAAGCUGGAUCUCACAGACCCACUUGGUGAGUGUGGAUUGUCAGCCAGGAGAUUCGUCACUAGGGGCAGGUCACAAAAAGAGAGGGAAACUUCAUUUGAAAUAUGUUAUGGCAAUGGAAGGGCCUCUUGUAGUGGGUGUCUUUAUCUUGCAAGCCCAUUAACCUGAAAUGCUUUGCUCAUUGGCCAUGAUGAAACUUACCAAGGCCCAUCAACAUCAGAUGGUUGAUUGGAAGAAGCAGACAGCGAUGAGGGUCAUCAACAGUAUCAUACCUUCUAAAUGGCCUGGUUGGGCCCUUCCCAAACCAAUCCGACCCUGCCUAUUUCCAUCCCCACUUAAAUUAGUGAUAAUGAGUAUUCCAUCAAAGUGAAUUGAACCUCAUCUUUUCGUCGAGCAUUUCAGCGAAAUCCUCUGAUUGUCUUCCUCCAAUGGGCUGUUGUCACACACAAUGACGAACCACCAUGGCGAAGAUGGUUCCCAGUGUUUAAGGCCCAGUUCAAAAAAAUAGCCAAAAUGUGCGUUCGACACUAUUUAAAGUGGUGCCUGCCUUAUUUGGAGGUUUGUUAAUUUUACAUUUGCAUUGAAGUACUGCCCACAUUUGAAAAUAUAUAGCUUAUGCAUGAGAUUGAGCUUUUCAUCAGGUGGGACACACUGUUUAGAUAAUCCAGGCUAAAAUUUGGGCACUUUAACACCUUUGGUGGGGCCUCAUCAUACAAAACAAAUGGAUGGCCACAAAAAAAUUGUUUAAUUGUUAAUUUAACUUUUUUGGAUGGUAAGAAAAUAUUAUUACCAACAAAGUGAAGUCGACUUCUGACUAU